CUUAUAUUUGCGAGAAGUACAUGCACUUAGAUACUAUAUAUAGUUCGUAAAAUGUAUGUUGCAUCAGAACAAUUUCAACCAUGUUCCGAUUACUACUUCUUUUAACCGUAGUCACCUUGGCAGCGGGUGCAAGACUACAGCUGCGUCCAACUCCGAGACUUGACGGAAAAAUCGUUGGCGGCAAACCCGUUAAGAUCGAAGAAUAUCCAUACCAAGUCUCUUUGCAACGUUACGGCAGUCAUGUUUGUGGCGGUUCCAUCCUCGGACCGAACAAGAUACUCACUGCUGCUCACUGCAUCAGCAGCUCAUCUGCUAGUUCUUUGUCAAUUCGUCACUCGAGUACUUACCGUGGUUCGGAGGGUGUCGUGAUCAAGGUAUCAAGCAUUGCAAAACAUCCAGACUACGAUCCAUUUACAACUAGUCAUGACGUCAGCGUAUUAACUCUUUCUGAACCGAUCAAGGAUUCAGACAUUGGCAAACCGAUCACCCUGGUCGAAGCAUAUGCGACGGAAGGUGAUCGUGAAGCGGUGUGCACCGGAUGGGGCACUCUGUCAUCUGGAGGAUCCUCUCCUUUGCAAUUACAAGCUGUCGAUGUUAAAGAAGUAGACAGGGAAGAGUGCAACAGAAGCUACAACGGCCGCAUCACCGAUACCAUGAUCUGUUUUGCCAGUCCAGGAAAGGACUCUUGCCAAGGAGAUUCCGGUGGUCCACUGGUAGUUGGCGACAAACAAGUUGGAAUCGUCUCCUGGGGCCGUGGAUGCGCCCGUCCGGACUAUCCUGGAGUUUACGCCCACGUUGCUCCUCUCAGAACAUUCAUCGAUAAAAACCUAUGA
Molecule: messenger RNA, 833 nt
Organism: Photinus pyralis (common eastern firefly)
Lineage: Eukaryota; Metazoa; Arthropoda; Insecta; Coleoptera; Lampyridae
Product: trypsin beta-like
Exons: 3
Coding region: 81-833 (250 amino acids)
Biological process (GO): proteolysis
Molecular function (GO): serine-type endopeptidase activity
Source: RefSeq, a predicted model, not a curated record